ACUUUGUGAACGGUCCACCCGAAACGGUAGGCGUGGCAUGCACGCUUUGAUUUUGUCCGCAGUAUUCGGUUCUUCCUGGAGGUGGUAUAAACACGAAAUCAUUUUAGUAUGAUGAUAAUGUUUUUGAUAUUGAAAGGUGAAGCUAACGAACAGUUAUCAAUCUCACAACUCCUAUAAGCAAUACAAAAUAGAUAGAUGGGCAAACACGGACCCCUGGACACACCAGAAGUUGGAUCAGGUGCCUAGGAGGUGUAAACAUCCCCUUUCGACCGGUCACACCCGCCUUGAGCCCUAUCUCUUGAUCAGAUCAACGCAGUUAUCCGUAGUCAAAAUCAUAGUGCCAAGAACGGCCUAACAAUCGGUAUGAAACACGUCAGACAGCAUAUGACCCAAUGAUAGGUUGUAUUGGCAAAUUAGAUCGUUAUAACGACCAUAGAAUUUGCGAAAUGCUGACUUUAAACGAGACUGUUGAAAACCCUGCACCAUAUUCUAAUCUAAAAAGUUGAAAUAUAACUGACAAUGAUCCAUUUUAAAAUGAUUAUUCACGGCCAAUGUGUUAAAUUGCUCCAUUUAAAUAUACAAAAACAAAUCAUUAAAAAAUCAAAACUUUCAUUUGUUACUUAUGUGUCCGAGUAGUUAUUUUGUUCGGUAUUCUUUUGUUUAGAGGUCACGUGAUUUGGAGAUACGUAUGAAAGUCCGCGCACGCACGCUGUUCUCUCAUAUGCAGUUCGUCAAUGUGUUGACUAUAAUGAUACGCCGUAUGUAAUCAUCAGAUUUACAUGAGUGAAGCGGUAGACUGGUUUAGAUAUAUACAGAUAUCUACAAGCCAGUCCAUGGGGUUUUAUUUCUACCUACAUGGGUCACACUUAUUGAUUCAAUGACUUACUAAAACAGUUACAGGAUGGAUGACAUUCCCCGUGUAUCAGAAGUCUUGUACGUGGGUCUGUGUCAUAAGAUAGGGACACCGACAGAAGUGACCGUCAGAAGGGACGUGAAGGACAUGGACGAAAUGAUAAUGAAACCUAGACAGAUAUAUAAUGGAGAGAUACGGAUGUUAAGUGGUAGUUAUAGGGAGGGAUUCAGGUUUGGAUCAUCGGACAGGGACUAUAUGUACUGGCAUUGUCACCAUAAACUAAUAAACGAUAUCUCACAGGCCAGGCUUUACGAUAGAACAAAACACGACAUUAUACUGAUGGAGGACAGUGAUACACCGCCUGGGUUUGUCAAACUACAGAUUCUAACAUGGCCACGAAACAAUUGCACUGCAUCAUCAGCUGUUCCAGUCAGUGACAGGGUUUACAUGUCAAGUUUUCUACAGCAACAAGAAACAAUCGGAAUAUUUAAUGGGUUAAAAAGUCACCAGAGAGUCACUAGUCACGGUCCUUGUGCUAACACUUAUGUCGGAUCUACUGAAUAUGACCAUGUUUUUUGUAUUUCUGGGACACAUUGGCCUGAAUUGACACUACCUUGGAUUGAAAGAUGUUUCCGGUAUACUUGGCCUCCUAAACCUGUGCUUGAAGAAAUUUUAAAAAAUGGAUAUCACUGUGUUCCAGUAGGAAGUAAAAUUGUUUCAAGUGGAAACCUAUUAGAGUGGAGAUUGUCGUUCUCUCAAGCCGAACAAAAACUAGUGUCUACCAUGAAUCAUACACAAUUUUUGGUUUACGGACUUCUGAAAAUAUUUCUAAAGGAGAUAGUCAACCAUGGCGUGGAGGAACCAUUACUGUGUUCUUAUUUCCUGAAAACCACCCUGUUCUGGAUGAUACGGGAGGGAUCUCUUGAGUGGCGCCCUAACAAUUUACUGAAUUGUUUCUGGAAGUGUUUUAAAUACAUCAUUCACUGCGUUUAUCGUGGUGUGUUCCAGAAUUUUUUCAUCCCACAGAACAAUAUGUUUAUUAACAAAGUUGUAGGUGCUGCUCGCACGGCCUUAUUGGAACAGCUUUAUGAUUACUUCAAUGUGGGCGUGUCCUGUCUCCUGCUCAGUCCAACCCUCAGGUCCAUCUUAGAACCAGCCCUCAACAGUCUGACCUUAGUGAUUCCCUCUGCUGAAGGAUACAAUAAACCUGUUGUAGAUUUGGAUGCCAGCGCGUGGAAGGAGAUACUUACAACGUCGGUUUACGUUGGGAAGUUAUCUCACCUUUUCAUUAUAUUGUCAACAGUAGACAAUUUAUCACGCUUAUCACUCUCACCAUACCAAGCAUUAACAUUACAGUAUUCUACAGCUGAGGUACUCGUUCACAUGGCCUUCAUGAUGGUAAAUAGCACUUCAUACAACACACAUAAAAAUGUGUACAAUUUAGACAGAAUUGUCUGUAACAUGUUGAAACUGACAUCAAGGAUAGGCCCUGUGUCCCAUUCACUGUAUCUCGCCCUGUAUUACUAUAGAACAGGUAGAUAUAAUGAAACACUCCGUGUGACUUACCUCACUAAACAAAGACUCUCAGAGCCCUACAUCCUGCAAAUUUACGGUUAUGUAGACAGCCAGAGAUACAGUGAGGCUGUAGGUAGUCUGUCUCUGUCUAGGAAAAUGAAAACAGCCUGGGUAGACAAUGUGAUGUUAAGAAAUGCAAUCCAGUAUAUUGAUGAAUUAAUCUUAGAACAGGAAGUGGGUAAACAAAGCGAUCAAAACGUCUUAUACAUUCCCCCCUUUGUGUUGACAGACAUGCUGUUGGUGUUAUCUCACUACAGAGUAGGUAACAGAUCCCAGUAUCUACAGUCACUGACAGACCUACACACCCUGCUGCUCUAUGAUGAUGGCAGAUAUGUACCGUUACACUGCAGGGACCUGUCCUGGCAGAUACUGGGGAUCUGUCAGCAUGUUGUGGGGGACUUACACGGGGCGUGACAGUCUUAUCGAGAAUCACUCAGACAAGAACAAAUCCACAACAUAAAGACAGCUACAGAAAAUAGAAUAGUGUUUGUUGAACGUCAAUUACACAGGAAUAGGCAAUCAUAAAAGGAUGUAAUCUACAAAGAAAUCAAAUAAUGCAUAUUUCAGUUUGCGUUUCAUUGCGGCCAGAUCGUAGUUCUAUAAACAACCUUGUCUACACAAUUAAAUUGACACAAUCUACAUUAAAAGCAGACCAUCAGCACAUUGGGAUAUCAUUUCAUCUACAUGUAUCACCAGAUGUUGUUAAAGUUUUGUUCCCUACUGUGACCCAUCAUUCCUGUACAUUUCUUAAAUCUUCCGAAACAGAAUGUUCAGUUGUGAUGCUGUCAUCAUGUAAAUAUUUCUGCACUUCUACAAAUAGUCUAAUAGAAAGUGACAAUUUUCAAUGCUAACAGUUUAUUUUUAAAUGUGAAAGACUCCAAUACAUGUAUAUAUAUAUAUAAGACCACCCCCAUAGACCGUUACAAUAUAUAUGGUACAAACUCUCUAAACCAUAGUCAGUAAACACGCUUUACAACGAAACCACCACCAUUUUUAUCACUCAGUACAAUAGUGUAUCACUCUUGUCACCAAUGUAGUUUAUCGAUACUUGUCGUUUUUGCGUGUUAUUUGUUUAUGUAAUAUAUGUCUCUUGAUAAAGACGCGGGUUGCGUCGAAAAUUUGAGUUUUAAAUAACCAACAGUGUCGUGGCCUAUUCAGUGCUUUUAUAUAUAUAUAUAUAUAUAUAUAUAUAUAUAUAUAUAUAUAUUGUAACGGUCUAUGGGGGUGGUCUUAUCUUUCGUGGUAAGGCUUGCGUUACACGGCUCAACCUGAGCCUAGGAGGGCUUGUGUGGCACAGUGGUUCAAAAUUUAACACCCUUAACUUCCUAUUUCGCAACACUGAGUUAUCUCCCUUGAAUCAUCAAUUUUUGAUUACUUCUUAUUUUUUUUCUUCUUUAUGUACUGCACUUAAGUUUUGUGUUUAAAGUGGCAUAUAGGCCCGAUGGGCCGGGUGUUUGAUUUAUGUUUACACUGUCUGUUAACAUAAUGUUUGUGAAUAUACACAUGUCACUAUAAAUAAAUAAACUACUACUACUACUACUCAACUCUAUAACUCACCACUGCCUAUAACCAAUACCUCCUAUUAUUUACCCGCGCUCUCUAAGUUACACUAAAUUUAUUAAUAAACGAACUCUCUUAAAUUCUCUUCUCUGUUUGUCAAACUUAUUAACACCUAUAUUGUAAGGAAGUCACAAAAUUUCCUUAACACUCAGUAUCUUCUGAUUCGAUUCUUACUCUUUAAUAUCCCGCAUUUCCAACUUGGUUGGAAAACCCUCAGUUCUAGAAAACCUUGUAAAUCUCUGUAUUUAAAAUGAGACAAAAUACAAUUUUACAAUUUAUUAAAAUGGUAAAAUCUCUCAAAUAAACAAUCAAUAAAUUCUAAACUCUGUCUCAGUCUGUCUCAAGUCACCUAAAUCUGUCUAUAAACAACUUUUCUCACAACUUUUAUGUUGGAAAAUCAAUCAACACUCAAAAAAGUAUAAGUAAUUCCUGACUCCCACUCUUUCUCCCAGACCUCCUGGAUGAAAGUAAAAACCAAUAACUAAAACUUAAACCCUUGAACUUAAUUUCUUAGUGAAUUUCCAACACUAUUGAAAUUCCUGAAUAAUUUCUAAAUCUGAAUUCCAACAAGUCUGAAUUCCAGUUAUAAAACAACAGCAAAAUUUAGAAAUACACUAGCUUCCUCAGCUAAAUGUAUAAAUUAAACUAAUCUAAUAAUAAAUGAAUUUCAAUAAAUUCUCUACCUAAUUAUCUGACACAAAUUUACUAAAUAUAGCAAAUUUGUCUAAUUCCUCACUAAAAGUCACUUAACUCAACCAAACCUUCUCAGGAAAUUCCACAAAUAAUUCCAAAAGAAACCAAAAAUGUGCUGGAAAUAUACCUAGCUCUUCUUAAAAUAAAAUUAAAGAGCCAUUCUCAAGUCUAAAUACAAAAAUGCCCAACCCAUGCUAACUGCUAACUUCUAACUCCUUAUCCCUGAAAUGCUGCUUCCCUAAACAAAUGAACCUAGCUCGCAGAAGAACCAAAAUUCCUUGAAUCUUUCCCUUUUAUACAAAAACAUGACGUAAAAGUUAGAAAACGUUGGACACGUUGGAAAAUGUCGGAGAAUCUCUCGUGACAUUUCCCAUAAGCAGCACAACUCGUGGAAAAAUCUUCUAAGUACAUACAAGACAACUAUUCUGAAUUUAAACCAUCACUAAAUACAUUCCUAAACUGAAAUAAGUAAAUUAUUAUCCAUUUAAUACAACAGAUAACACGAUUAACUCCAGAAAAUACCAAAGCUAUCGUAACUUUUACGAUCGGGCUUAACCUCCGUUAAUUAGGACAACCAAGUCUGUAAACAAAUUAUACCAGUUUACAACAGGACUAUAAACCAUCGUAAAUCAACUGGAAACAAGUUAAACUACAGGAAAACAUGUCAUCAUCCAUAAAGCUAUGGUUUACUUCCUAUAGGAUACCCAUUUAAAGUCCCUGGCAAAUUAAGUAAGCUAAAAUUCUACAACUUUGCCACAGCUUACGAUCAGCUGAUUUCUACUAAAGUCAAAACAUGUGCUCAAACUAUUUCAACACAUGCAAAACACUUAAACUUAUCAAUAAUCACCUGUCAACUACAUUAAAAGCAUAAAUUAUACAUAUUCCUGCAAUGUCAAGUCAAAAUACUCAAAUACUUUCCAACAAAUGUCAUCAAUAAUCAGGUUCAAUAACUCUGUAUGAAACUAAUCUGUCAAAUCACUGGACUGUUACAC
Ostrea edulis (European flat oyster) is the source of this 5673-nucleotide messenger RNA. RefSeq lists its product as uncharacterized. The transcript has 3 exons. Lineage: Eukaryota; Metazoa; Mollusca; Bivalvia; Ostreida; Ostreidae. The record is from RefSeq and is a predicted model, not a curated record. The coding region runs from base 902 to 2842 and encodes 646 amino acids.